AUCCCUUUUUUUUGCACCCUUCACAUUGACUGCUGGCCAGCCCCCACCAGGACUUCUAGGAUUCUAAAGGCUUCUUUUAAAUCUGUUAACAAGAUGAUUGACCUAAGCUUCCUAACGGAGGAAGAACAAGAGGCAAUAAUGAAGGUGCUCCAACGGGAUGCAGAACUCAAGAGAAAGGAAGACGAGAGGGUCAGGCAUUUACCAGAAAAAAUUAAGAAUGACAAUCAGCUAAAGAAUAUGAGUGGGCAGUGGUUUUAUGAAGCAAAGUCAAAGAGGCACAGAGAUAAAAUACACGGAGCAGAUAUCAUUAGAGCAUCGAUAAGAAGAAAACCCACAACAACAGCUGAGCGGAGUCAGAACAAAUCAGAUAAAACAAAGAACAAUUGGGUGAACAAUGUCAAUAAGGAAGUUUCUGUCCCAGCAGAGCUAUCUGGUAUCAGGGAAGAGACAGAAGAAGGGGAAGUGAAAUCCAAUCAAAGUUCUAAUGCACUGGACGCAACCUUAGAGACACCACAGGAAAGCUCAAAGAAGGUAGCCGUGUCACCAGGAAAGCAAAGGAAAAAUCCAUUUAAUGACUUCACUGCACCAGAACAGAAUGUAAAAAGUAGGAACUCAGAAAGUGGAACAGUUGGCCUAUCUCAGAUGCCAAAUGAGGACACACUGUCACCUUCAAAGGAGACCCAAUCCAAGAGAAACAUACUAAAUAGUAGGUCAGAGGAACAUAGGCAGGCUUCUGGAGAACAAAUUGAUGAGUCACAGAGAAUUGCAGAUCAGCCUCCUGUACCCAAAGCUAGAAAAAUCAUCUACAAAAUAACAGAUCCCGUAUUGGAGAAAGAUGGUUCUGUUCCCAAACCUACUAAAAGGACUGAUUGGGUUAGUGGUGCUGGUACACCACCGAGGGGCAUCCUGAAACGCAGUUCAAGUUCAAGUUCCACUGAUUCAGAAGUUCUUCGUGUUAAUCAGGUCUUUGACCAUCAGAGUAAGACUGCUUUGCCAUCUUCAACUGUUCUCGAAAGAGUAGCUGAGACAAAUCCUCCUGCAGAAGACCCCUCACAAAAUUCACUGGAAAGACUAAAACAGGUCAGGUUCUCUUCCAGUAUAGGUACAAAACAACCUCUUCAGAGCCCCCAGCUGCAACAUGGCAAAGAUAUAGGAGAGUUCGACUUACUGGAAUCAGACUACGUUAAGAGGGCAGAAAAUGACAGUAAUAGGUUAGAUGCACUUCAGAAUGAACAAACCCUUCCUGUAAAAUCUCCACGCUCCCAAUCUUCUGCUUUAGAUGUUAAUACAAGAGACAGAGAUGUCACCCAAGAAGACACAUCAGCACCAUAUUCUUCUGAUGCUAACAGAUCAAGCCUACCAGUUAAUGAAACCUUACAGCUUAAGACAAGUCUUCCUAUGGAACCUGUAACGCCAAGGAAAUCCUCCAGUAAUAUCUCACCAAAUGUCCAGGAAGUGCAAACUGUUGAUGAAACAUUGUCUCAAAACAUAUCCAAACAGUCCCCGAAUCCUGACUUGGAGUCAUCCAAACACACUAUUGAUCAGCAGCCACUUUCUGCUAAGACAAAAUCUCCUCAGGUGCCAAAUGCCAGCUCUGCAGACCUUCAACAAGGUAAGCCUGUUCUUGUUGAGGAUCAAAGUGCUAAAACCACUUCCAAGCCUGACAGACAUGCUGCUGAGUUAAUGAAGGUAGCUGAUGAGUCCAUAUCAAAAGUAUUAGAUUGGUUUAAAAGAAGCUCCAAUACUGGUGAUGAGAAUACUCCAUCGGUAGCCUCCCAAAGGAGAGAGUCCAAAGAAGAACUGUACUUACCACCUAGGACAAGAGUUAUAACUACAAAAGAUAGUGGACCAAGCACAGAUGAAAAUACACAACUGAUUGACUUGUCAUUUGGAAAUAGUGGGAAACCAAGCAAUGUUUUGAAACCUGCAGCAGUUGAUGCAGAAGACAUACAGAUAAUAAAAGUAGGAAAAAAAGAAAAUCUAAGUCAAGAGACUCAAGAAACAGACUAUAACAAAGGGCCUAUUGUACUUCGAAAGAGCAAAAAUGGUAGAGAGAAGAUGCAUUUACAGGUCACUGAUCUUCCAGUUACUAAAUUAGAUGAAACAAAUAUUCUUAAAAAAUCAGCUGCAGAAGGCAAAAUGUUAUACAAACCAGAGGAUGAAAGUGCGGCGUAUAAAGAACCAACAUUUUUUACAGAAGGAAAAGGCAAACCAGGUUCAAAGAGUUUCAGUUCUCCUGAAAAGCUAAAUGAAGGUUCACUAUUGAAAACUAAUGUGCAAAUUCAGAAAGAGGAAGAGAAAAUAUGCACGAUCAAAUCUCUCUUGGAAGAAGACCAUGUUCAGUCACAGACUGGAUUUGAUAAUAAAGGAACAGAGAGAAAAGAACCUGGUUUACUUGAUCAAGGAUGUAUGCAACUAGAGCCAAGUAGUCCUAGGACAAAACUACCUGUCUUGCCACAGCAUGAAUCCAAACAGCCAUCUCCCAUACAAAUCUCAGAUGAGGAUAUGGAACUAAAGAAAAGUGUAAGGGAUAUUAGGGCUUUCUGGGAAAGUGACACAACUGGACCCAGGCAUACAAAUAAGGAAGGCAUUUUAAGUACUACCCUAUCAGCUAGUAGCACAGUACAAUACACCAAUAAAGGAAAUAGCAAAGUAAAACCCACUGAUGAUUCUGCAGCAUCCCUAUCAAGUGAAUCAAAAGAUCAAAACAAGUAUAGUUUGGUUAACUUCAGAAAAGUUGAAUUAAGUGAUGAUGAGGCAUCUAAAGAUAAAUUUCUAAAGUCUUCAAAGACUGGGCCAGAUAUAAUGGCUAAAUCCAAAGCAGACCAUACUGUUGAGAAGUCCAGAAAAAUACUUCAGUCUGAUGGUAAGGUUAAUGAAUUUACAAAAUUGCCAAAAGCAAAUAAUUUGCAACCAAGAAUUGGUCUUACUCCUACUUCAUCAAAGAAGUAUGAAGAUGGGAAAGAAGUGUCUUCAGAAAAUGACAGAAAUCCCUCUUCUACAAAACAGAAGCCAAAUUUUAAGGUUUUGUCUUUGAAGGAUAAAAUAGAUGAAGAGUCUAAGAAUCAAAUUUCCAACCCACUGCAAUUUCAGAGUUUGAGAAGUUUUUGGGAUAUUGGACCUAAAUCACAGAGUAGGACCAAUAUGAAAAAUGAAACCACUUCCCCAGGUAAUAUUAGUUCAGUAACUUACCAAAAAGAGUCAAAGGAAUGUGAAGAAAGCAGAGCAGACACAAGCCAAGAAGAAGUGAUCGUUCAACAGCAAAAUCAACUUCCCGAGAGAGAUAAAACAAUAAACUUCAAAGUACCUGAGUUGCCUAGACAGGAAGGGCAGCCCAUUCUUAGGUCAGUGAAUCUGACAAGAACAGAAAAUACAGAAUCUCUCCAAAUAGUGGGGGAAAAUGUAGGAAAGUCAGUGAUCUCAAAACCUAAAGAAAAGGUGGAUCUUCCAGAACAAGAAGUUAAAGAAUAUAUAGAAAAAAUGAGUGUUCCACCAAAAGAACAGCACAGCACAUUUAACAAUGGCUUACAGAAACUGCUUAAAGAAAUGUCUGAGGCACCCUUGCCAUCGAUCCAACUAGUUAGUGAUAAAAGUGUUCCAAGAAAAGAAUUGGGAAUUGAUGAACACCCAAUUGUUUCUGUAAAAACAAAGCAGAGCAAAACUGCUCCCACAGACUCCAAGGAAAAAGCAGUAUCCCCUAAAGAGGAGGUUGUAGAGACUGUAGACAAAACUGUUGCUCCAUCAAAGGCUCAACUUGAUGCAUUUAAUGCUGGGCUAGAGAAACUGCUAAAGGAAACCUCCAAAAUAUCAUCAUCUUCUAGUCAGAACGUAACAGAAAAUAUUUCUGAAGAGACAGUUUCUUGUCCUGGGCAGAGAAGAUUUUUUGAAAAGGUGAUGGAACGGAGUCACAACACUUAUCCUACAUUUCAAAGAGAGGAAAUGCUUCCUCAAGAAGUAAAAGAAACUAUAGAAAGAACAGUCGUUCCACCCAAAGAUGAACUUGAUGAACUAAAAAUUGGUCUGGGGAAGCUGCUUAAGGAAUGUGACACUUCCUGUCCAUUGCCUCAGGCAGCAGAUGAGGGUAUCCAGAGAGAGAGUUCUCAUGAAGAAGUCAUUCCAAGCUCUUCCCAAAAGGCAAUGUGUCCUGGCAUAGCUGCUUAUGUCGUGACCCAGAAUGAAGCACAGCCUCCUGGAGAGGCAGUCUCAGAGACUGUAGAAAAAACCACAGUUCCACCAAAAGCUGAAUUCCAUGAUCUGGAUGCUGGUUUAAAGAAACUACUUAAGGAAGCAUCCGCAAUCUCAUUUUCAUCGUACAAUGUAGAUAACAGUAAAAAAGCAGUGUCUGAGAAUGUGCCUGAAGAUGAUCAGCGAAGAUAUUAUAAGCGGAUGACAGAGACUGACCAGGCUACUUCUGUUACUGGCCAAGGAAGGGUUGGGGCUCCAAAUGUAAUUGGGACUGUAGAGAGAAGUACAGUUCCAUAUCAGGAUAAUGUUAACCCAAUCAAUACAUGCUUGGAGAAACCAAAUGAAGAGACAGCUAAAGUGCUGUUACCUUUAUAUACAAAACAUGGAGAAAAUGUAAGCUCUCGGCUAGAGGAUCAGAUUGGUCAUCCUGUAUCUCCUGGUAACCAUCAUGAAGUGACUGAAAUACUAGUAAAAACAGUUCAGCCAAAACCUGAACUCCGUGAAUUUAAUGCUAGUUUGCAGAAACUGCUCAAGGAAGCUUCUGAAAUGCCACCCUCUGAACAGAAAAGCUUUGACAAUGAGAUGCAUGUUAGGAUACAACCUAAUCGGAGUGUGAAUUCCUCUUAUCUAGUAGAUGUUGACCAUCCUCAAGAAGUAAAGGAAACUGUAGAAAAAGCUGUUGCUCCUUCCAAAUCAGAACUCAGUGAAUUUAAUUCUGGAUUAGAGAAACUGCUGAAGGAGGUCUCUGAAAUGCCACCUUCUAAACUGAAAAGAUUGGACCGUGAGAUGUAUAGUAUGGGGAAUGUUAAGAUACAACCUAAUCAGAGUGUGAAUUCCACUUACCAACAAGAAAUCAAUCAUCCCCAAGAAGUAAAUGAAACAGUCAAAAAAGCUGUUGCUCCUUCCAAAGCAGAACUUAGUGAAUUUAAUUCUGGGUUAAAGAAACUGCUGAAGGAAGUCUCUGAAAUGCAAACUCCUCAACUGAAAAACAUGGACAAUGUGAUGCAGAAGAGUAUGGGGAUGCAGCCUAAUCAGAGUGUAGACUUAACUUAUCAGCAAGAUAUUGACCAUCCUCAAGAAGUAAAUGAAACCAUAGCAAAAGCUGUUGUUCCUUCCAAAUCUGAGCUUGGAGACUUUACUGCUAGUUUGCAGAAACUGCUUAAGGAAGCCUCUGAAACUCCACCUCUUAAGCUGAAGACCGUAGACAGUGUAAUACAGGGUAGGACACAGCCUAAUCAGAGUGCAUAUUCCCCUUACCAACAAGAGAUGGACCAUCCCCAGGAAAUAGAAGAAACUGUAGAAAAAACUGUUGCUCCAACAAAAGCAGAAUGCAGUGAAUUGAAUAUCUGCUUAGAAAAACUUCUUAAAGAAGCAUCUGACGUUUCAUCUCAGCUGCCAAUGAAGAUGGGAAAACAGGAAAGACCCAGUGACUCUGUGUCUCAAGCAGAAAAGGGAAGUCUACCCAUUAAAAUGCCACUUGCUGGUCCAAGUGCUUCAAGUGGCUAUUGCACAGAGUUUAAGAUACCAAUCAAGAGAGAGACUUUGAAACAAAAUGACAAAGCCCUAAAGGAAGAUCAUGUGGUAAAUGAAGUGAGAGCUUCUACUCUCCCUGUAAGAAAUGUAGCAUUUGAGAAAACAGUACAGACUAACCUGGCAUCACCUGAAGCACUUCUCAAGGAAAGAGAGAAUGGCGCGGCUGUUUUCAAGAUGCAUAAGAUGGAGAUAAAAAAUGAAAAUGAAAGAGAGGAAGCAGCAGGAAAGGAGGUUGAUAAAAGCGCUUCCUUAGCAGAUGCCAGUGAGGCAACAUCUGAAGUGAAUGCACCAUUUAGAUUCAGGAGACUGAGCACACCACUUAAAGAUGAUGAUCGCUCCUCCAAAAUAAGUAAAGUUGAGCUGCUCCUAGCAUCUCCUUAUGAUGAUGAAGAUGACACCAUAAGUUUUGGCUCUGAUCUUUCAGGUUCAACCUGUUCAGAAGAAUUAGAUCCUAUUUUGAAGGCUUUGAAAAGGAGUGCAGAUAGGCAAAGGCCUUCCAAAAGUCUAGAGGACAUUCCAUCAGCCACAUCAAAUAAAGGAAAAAUAGAUAUUCCAAAAGAAGAAUUAGUACUUAGUGCUGAAGAUGAUCAGAAAACCGAUCAGCAACAAGAGACAAAUGAAAAUGUACAAGGAAUCUCCACAGUGCCUUCAGACCUGGAUCACCAGUUUUCAAAUCCUGAAAAACUCAAAAGACUGAGCCAGUCAGUACCAGCAUUUCUACAAGAAGAGAGUGACAGAGACACUGAUACAACAUCAGAAAGCAGUUAUCCUCAUGGCAGAAUCAAGAAGAGCCCCAGCUCUCUAACCAAUCUUAGCGGCUCUUCUGGCAUGGCGUCCUUGUCUUCUGUGAGCGGAAGUGUAAUGAGCAUCUACAGUGGAGACUUUGGCAAUGUGGAUGUGAAAGGCCACAUUCAGUUUGCCAUUGAUUACGUAGAACAGCUGAAGGAGCUCCAUAUUUUUGUUUCCCAGUGUAAAGACUUGGCAAUUGCAGAUGUUAAGAAACAACAUUCAGACCCAUAUGUAAAGACUUACCUGCUUCCAGAGAAGUACAAGCUGGGGAAAAGGAAGACCUCAGUGAAAAAGAAAACGUUGAAUCCAGUCUAUAAUGAAAUAUUGCGGUAUAAAAUUGACAAGGCACUGGUGAAGACCCAGAGACUGAAUCUCUCCGUCUGGCACAAUGACACCUUUGGGCGCAAUAGUUUUCUAGGUGAGGUGGAACUUGAUUUGGGAACAUGGGACUGGAAUGACAAACUGAAUAAGCAGAUGAACUGGUUCCCUCUUAAGCCUAGGACUCCAGCCGCAGCUCUUGAACUGGAGAACAGAGGAGAGAUUAAACUAGCCCUUCAGUAUGUCCCAGAGCCUGUCGGGGGUAACAAGACCCCAUCCACUGGAGAGGUCCACAUCUGGGUGAAGGAAUGCAAUGACCUCCCUCUCCUGAGAGGCAACAAGAUCAACUCUUUUGUUAAAUGUACCAUUCUUCCAGAUACUAGUAGGAAAAGUCGCCAGAAAACAAGAGCAGUGGCGAAAACUACAAACCCAGUGUUCAACCACACCAUGGUUUACGAUGGCUUUAGAGCUGAUGAUUUGAAAGAAGCAUGUGUAGAACUUACAGUCUGGGACCACAACAAACUAGCCAAUCACUUUCUGGGAGGUCUCAGGAUAGGAAUGGGAACAGGCAAAAGCUAUGGUAUUGCAGUGGACUGGAUGGACUCCACUUUAGAGGAAACCACCCUAUGGGAGAGAAUGAUGAGCUCGCCAAACACAUGGGUAGAAGAUACACUUCCACUCCGGAUGCUAAUGGUAGCAAAGCUAGCAAAAUAAGAUGACUUUCUAAUUGCUAGUGUCCAAAGUGUUUACUUGUUGGAUCUUGGGAGCGGAAGGAAAUAAUAAAAUGGGGAACUUGGAGGAAUUCUAUAAAAGUGUGUGUACUACAGUAGAUCUGUAGACAGCCUCUGUUCUGUUGUUUUAUUUUGUGCUGCUAAACGUUACUACGUAAUGCAAAUUAAACUUUUCUGCUUUCAGAUUAUUUUUUAAACUAACGGCCUUUUACUUCUUGCUCACUGAGAAUGAAUUAAAUAAAGAAUUUAUUAUUGAAAUUCAGUGGUCCAGUUACCAGGGCUGUGUUGUGUGUGUGGUCACCUAGAAUAGGGCAAAAUGUUGGUGAUUCGCUAAAUAAUGCACCCAAAACCUAAACCUAAAAAAACAACAACUUUGUCUAUUUCCCAGGGUCUUCUGUGUGGCAUUUAAAAUAAGCUGACAACAGAGCGCUAUAGUCAUAUUCACUGUGUCUUUGCAGCUUAAUUUUAAUGGUAUGUUCAAGUCUCUCGUGGUUACACCCUUUGCUAGAGUUCAUGACAGGGAAUUCCAUCUCUAGUUUUAAGCUCUCAGAGCUUGAGAGCUUUAUCUAUUGAUAUAAGCAUUCUAUGAAGAGUGGUGAUAUUGAGCUCAAUCCUAUAGGGUGCUGAAUUUCCACACGUUCAGGAUCAGGGCCAUAAAGAGGGUUUGACUGUAUACGUAGUACAUAUACUAGUGGUUUUGUUGUCUUAUCUCUAAAUUAUGGGUUCUGUAUGGAAGCAAUGAAGUUGAAUUUACUGUAUUUAAAUGUUACUCUGAAGGAUCUCUUCACCCAUUAAGUUGCUCAUUUUAUUAUUGAUGAAUAAAUUGGAUAUUUAUUUUAUGCGUAUACACUAUCUGUACCCAAGUGUGUUGUUGGAUUGCUCUUUUGGGUGUGUCAAGACUUUUUUGUAUGCAUUUUGGUGCCACCACUACAACACAGCAGGAAUUGGGUAGUUCCUUAAAGAACCUACACCGUAUGAAAAAGCAAGCAAAUUUCAAUCAUAUAGCAUUGUAGUUAAUUAAAAGUUUGAAUGUAAAAACCAUAUAAAUGUAUUAUUAUUACACUUUUUAACUAAAAGCAGCCUAUUAAAGCUACAGUUGUGUUCAGAGAAGUAACUGCUCAAUUAAAAUACACAUCUAAUCAAUUAUACUAGAUUUGCAUUUCAUAUAUCUGUGAAAUUUUCAUAUUGCAUUAUUGAACGUCACAAUACUCAAAAUAAAUGCAUAUGAUACA
Chelonoidis abingdonii (Abingdon island giant tortoise) is the source of this 8788-nucleotide messenger RNA. It is a transcript of the gene SYTL2, whose product is annotated as synaptotagmin like 2. Gene Ontology annotation, molecular function: small GTPase binding; neurexin family protein binding. Gene Ontology annotation, biological process: exocytosis; intracellular protein transport. Gene Ontology annotation, cellular component: exocytic vesicle; plasma membrane. NCBI's taxonomy places the organism in Eukaryota, Metazoa, Chordata, Testudines, Testudinidae. The record is from RefSeq and is a predicted model, not a curated record.